UAAAGUUUAGAAAUAGUUUUUUUUAUAAAUUAAUCCAUUCAAAAUGAAUGCGUGGUCGGGUGAAGAACGUGAUAUAAUGGGACCAACUGUUACACGAGCUCCAAGUGCGAAAUCUGCUACUCCACCACUGAAGAAUGGUAAUGAUUUGAGAGGAGCUGGGUAUUUGAUAGCAGUUGGCUCCAGAACAGCUAGGUUUCGAAGAAAACACAGGAACAAAUGUUUGUUAAUAUUCUUAUUUAUAUUAAUUCUACUAUUAUUAUGUUUAGCAGUAGCAAUGACUGUGUUAUAUGUAAAACAAAAACGCAACAAACCUAUACGAAUAUGCCAUACCAAAGAAUGCUUAAGAUCAGCAGCCAACUUAGCACUAUCAAUGGACACGACCACAAAUCCAUGCCACGACUUCUAUCAGUAUGUCUGCGGGAACUGGGCAGACGAACAUCCUCGACCAGACGCGUACCGCUCCUACGACUGGUUUAGAGAGAAGCAAAACAAAGUGUACGCAGUAGUUCGAGAUUUCUUGUCCAAGAACAUCACCGAUCAGCCACGUCCAGUGCAGCAGGCCAAGGAUCUAUACACCGCUUGUAUGGACACUGAUACCUUGGAUAAACUUAGCCUAAAGCCUAUAUUUAAAGUACUAAAAUCUCUGGGUUUACCACCAUACCCUACGUUCAUUAACGCAACGGAAGGUUUUGAUUAUUCAACGUACUCCUUUGACUGGUUAGAAGCAGUUAUAAAUGUAAAGACACAAUUGGGAAUGGAUAUCUUGAUUGGUUUCGACAUAUUCACUGAUCCGAGAAACUCAUCAGUGUAUCGGCUGGUUAUGGGAUCACCAGAAACGACUAAUCCUUUUCCAAGCAUGCACAACGAAAAAAAGCAACAUAUUGGACAAAAGAGUUUUUUGAAACGAAAAAUAGAUUAUUAUAAAAAAAAUAUACGAAUACUAACUAAUAAAAAACAAAGUGAUUCCAAAUUCGAUUCUUUAGAAGAUAAAGAUGACGAAGAAAAAGCUGCACACAUAUACAAACUGUUUUAUGCAGAAAUUAUAAAACUUUUUAUAUUAGAAAGUGCUCCAAAGAAUUUUAAUUUAACUGAGCUAGAACUGGAUCAAAAUAUUUUUCUUGCUGCGGACGAAUAUUAUACAAUGAGCGAGGAUAUGUAUGAGCUAGAAGCUGCAAAUGAUACUAGCAUAGAUGACGAUCAAUAUCUUGAUGUACCAGAUUACACAGUAGAAGAAGUCCAAGCUCAUACUAAUAUGAUUGUCCUCAGUAACAAUGGUACUCCUGCUCCUAUAUGGAAAAGAUAUUUAGAAGGUGUAUUCAAAAUAAGUAAUGUGGAUCUAGAUUUUGAAAAAGAUACGAUUCUCAUAUCUGAUCCUGAUUUAAAAUACAUGUCUUUAAUGGCUGCGUAUUUAUCUAAGGCUGCACCUGUAACUAUUGAACUCUUUAUUUGGAUAAAGGUUGUAGAAGUUAUGGCAGUUCAUACGACAACGGAGUUACGACUACUAUUUCAAAGAUCUUAUGACGCUCUAAGACAGCACGACCUAACAGUGCCACCACGUAGUCUAUAUUGUGCGAGUGCGGUCAAUGAUUUACUCGGCAUGGCAGUAUCGUAUGGAAUUGCAAAUCCUGAUUUUCUAACUAAUACAAAACCAAAGAUCCAAGUAAUGUUAACUGAAAUGAAAAAAUCCCUAGCACAGCUGGUCGGAAAAACAAAAUGGAUGGAUGACGAAACAAAAUUGGCGACUUAUCAAAAAAUCAUUCAAAUGAAAACAUCCCUUAACUAUGGUUCACUGGGCACAGUUCUUGGCCAUGAAAUAACUCACGGAUUCGACAAUUUUGGUCGCCAGUUCGACCAAGACGGUAAUCUCCUACCCUGGUGGACGAAUGGCACAAUAUCAUCGUUCGUUAACUUGACUCAGUGCUUUAUCGAUCAAUACUCGUCAUACUUUGUUCCUGAACUAAAUAAACACGUUGAUGGUAAAAAAACUCUGGGAGAAAACAUAGCAGACAACGGUGGUGUUCGAGAAGCUUUCGGCGCCUUAAAGGAGCAUCUUUAUAAGUACGGUGAAGAACCCAAACUACCCGGAUUCGAGCACCUUAGUUCCGAACAGCUAUUCUUUUUGUCAUAUGGAAAUUUAUGGUGUGGAGUGCAAACCAAGGAAUCGCUGAAGUCAGAGCUAUCGGAUGAACACUCUCCCCAACAUUUCAGAGCCCAGGGCGCUUUACAAAACAAUGAAGACUUCGCCAGGGUGUGGAGAUGCCCCCCGGGAUCCCCCAUGAAUCCUCGGCAGAGAUGUGUUAUAUUUUAAAAAUUAUAGAGGAAGAAAGAAAUCAUUAUUUUAUAGAUUUAUCUUUUCGUUGAUCUAAAUUACUAAAAAAGAAUUUCUCAUAAUUCUUAGAUGAAAUUAAACAUGUUUCGUAAAAAUUGUUGUAAGGUAAGACGUAAUAAAAAAUAAUGUUAACUUAUUCAUUUAUU
Pararge aegeria (speckled wood butterfly) is the source of this 2475-nucleotide messenger RNA. Its product is annotated as neprilysin-1-like. Gene Ontology annotation, cellular component: plasma membrane. The record is from RefSeq and is a predicted model, not a curated record. Gene Ontology annotation, molecular function: metalloendopeptidase activity. Bases 44 to 2308 code for a protein of 754 amino acids. The transcript has 14 exons. Lineage: Eukaryota; Metazoa; Arthropoda; Insecta; Lepidoptera; Nymphalidae. Gene Ontology annotation, biological process: protein processing.